UCGCCGCCUCUGUCUUAUUCUGUACUUCCGGUGUUAUGGCCGCGCUCAGUGAGGGGUUGACAGUGUUGUGAAGAUAUUUGGAGAUGAACGCGUGUGUUUAGGGUUGUGGUGUUGAGGAUGGCGGUGACACAGCUGUUUCGGCUGGUGGUCAGUCGGUCAGCAGCUCGUGCAACAUUUCGCGCGCACAGGAGAUACAGCAAGGUUUGUCCAGCUCUCUCUGAGCGACUGCGAGUGUUUGAGUCCCUCAGGGAAAAGAGGGCCAAUAAGAAGAGAGUCGAGGCCACAGGAGCACCUCUCAGUAUCCGACUGGCUGACGGCUGCACAGUAAAGGGAACAGCUGGUGUUACUACACCUCUCUUUGUAGCACAAAAUGUCCGAGUGAAAGGAGCGCUGGUCAGUACAGUGAACGGGGAGUUGUGGGAGCUUGGACAGCCCCUGGAGACAGACUGUGAACUCCAACUUCUGGGGUUUGAAACAGUUGAGGGGAGGCAGGCAGCAUGGAGAACAGGAGCGUGUGUCCUGGGUUCAGUGUUAGAGAGGGAAUUUGGUGCUGAGGUGUGCAGAGAAGGAGCGUCAGAGCUCGGGCUUUACUGUGACCAUCUGCUGGACAACAGUGUCCUGUCUCUGAGUGAUGUGGAGGACAGAUGUAAACAGGCUGCUGCCCUCAAACUUCCUCUGUCCAGACUGGAGCUGAAUACAGAUGAGGUCCUGGAGCUCUUCCAGGACAGUAAGGUGAGACUGCAGCUCAUGGAGGAGCAGAUGAAUGGCCCCACAGUCACAGUAUACAGGUGUGGGGACAGUAUUUCAGUCUGCAGAGGCCCUCUCCUCCCACACACUGGUCUCCUCAAGGUCUUCAAAAUGCUUCAGCUGUCUGCUGUGACCCUGACCAAUCAGACGGAGUCCUCGGGUUUGACACGUCUUCUAGGUGCGGCUUUCCCUGGACAGAAGGACAAGGAGGUGUGGGAGAGAGAGCAGGAGGAGGCGAGGAGGAGAGACCACAGACGUAUAGGGACGGACCAGGAGCUUUUCUUCUUUAAUGAUGUGAGUCCAGGCAGCUGCUUUUUCCUGCCUAAAGGAGCCCACAUAUACAACACCCUCACUGACUUCAUCAAGAGCGAAUACAGAAUGCGAGGCUACACUGAGGUCGUGACCCCGACUCUGUACAGCACUGCAUUAUGGGAGCGCUCGGGCCACUGGGAGCACUACAGCGAGAACAUGUUCACUGUGACUUCAGAGGGCGCUCAGACCUACGCUCUCAAACCCAUGAACUGUCCUGCACACUGUCUUAUGUUUGAGCAGCGUGUUCGCUCGUGGAGGGAGCUACCCCUGCGAUGGGCAGACUUCGGGGCACUGCAUCGCAAUGAGCUCUCUGGAGCACUGGGAGGCCUCACUCGUGUUCGAAGGUUCUGUCAGGAUGAUGCUCACAUCUUCUGCACACCUGAGCAGCUUCAAGACGAGAUUGUGGCAUGUUUGGACUUUGUGAGGAGAAUCUAUCAAGUGUUUGGUUUUUCUUUCCACUGCCUCCUGUCCACACGUCCUACACCGUGCCUCGGGGAGCCUGAGCAGUGGGAUAAUGCUGAGCAGCAGUUGGAAAGAAGUCUGCAGCAGUUUGGGGAACACUGGGAGUUGAAUCCAGGAGACGGAGCCUUCUAUGGACCUAAGAUCGACAUCCAGAUAAAAGACGCCAUUGGCAGAGAGCACCAGUGUGCCACGAUCCAGUUGGACUUCCAGCUGCCAAUCAAAUUUGACCUUCUGUAUGUCGGUCGUGAUGGACAGCAACACAGGCCAGUGAUGAUCCACAGAGCAGUGCUUGGAUCGCUGGAAAGAAUGAUCGCUAUACUUGCGGAAAACUUUGGAGGCAAAUGGCCACUGUGGUUGUCCCCAGCGCAGAUCAUGGUCAUACCUGUAGGGGGCAACAGUGAGUCAUACGGCCAACAGGUGGUCCAACAGUUCCAUGAAGCUGGCUUCAUGGCUGACCUGAAUGACGACCAGGGAGCCACCUUAAAUAAGAAGAUUCGCUCAGCUCAGCUGGCCCAGUACAACUACAUUUUUGUGGUGGGGGAGAAAGAGAGAGAGAGCGGGACAGUGAAUGUCAGGAGCAGAGGGGGUAAACAGCUGGGGAGGAGACCGACAGAGGAGGUGCUGACAUCCCUCACACAGCUACGAGACUCUAAGACCAACUUAGAAGAGUUUUAAUGAAAACAACCUGGAAAUAAUGAGUCACUGAUGUUAUAAGUAAUGUUUGUUUUGUCAUGUUUAAGCUGUUCUACUUUGUUCUGAAGAGAUAGAAGCUUCUAUUUGUAAUAAAAACUUGUAAAAGAUCUUC
This is a messenger RNA of Notolabrus celidotus (New Zealand spotty), 2326 nucleotides long. RefSeq names its product threonyl-tRNA synthetase 2, mitochondrial (gene tars2). Lineage: Eukaryota; Metazoa; Chordata; Actinopteri; Labriformes; Labridae. Gene Ontology annotation, cellular component: cytoplasm. Bases 118 to 2196 code for a protein of 692 amino acids. The transcript is spliced from 18 exons. The record is from RefSeq and is a predicted model, not a curated record. Gene Ontology annotation, biological process: threonyl-tRNA aminoacylation. Gene Ontology annotation, molecular function: threonine-tRNA ligase activity; ATP binding.